AGAAGAUUUUUCGUACAUAACCACAAACGUCAGAUAUCCAAAUAAGAUCCCAAUUAUGUUUAUUUUUCUAUGAAUUCUUUGUUUUCUUUUUAAAUAAUUUUCAAACAAGGAGACAAAUACAAAUAAAAAUUAACCGAGUGUCGUGCUAGUAUCUCUAGUCAAGGAAAAAUAUUGGAAAGCACUAUGUCGACUGCUUUAAUAACUGCAGAUUGGUUCCUUUUAGGAAGAGACUCCUAUUUUAGAAAAUUUGAAAUAUAUUCAAUGGAAUGGCAUCAAGAGAUAAAGCUAGAGAAUUUUAUAAUCUCGUCUGCGCCUUACGGAGGACCUAUAGCUCUUAGGAGAGAUGAUCGAAAGCUUGUAAAAGUUCAUGGAAGUGGUCAGCCAGUUAUUUCAAUAUUUUCUGGUUCGGGAAGGUCAAUUACGUCAUUUAAGUGGGUUCAGAAACCAAUAAUUCAUAUGGGAUGGUCAAAUGACGAAAAGUUAAUAUGCAUUCAAGAAGACGGAAGUGUUGUAAUAUACGACAUGUUUGGCAAAUUUGUCCAUAAAUUUAAUAUCUUUCAAAAAGUUCAAGAUUCUAAAGUUGUCGAUGCCAAAAUCUUUACCAACACAAAAAACGUAACGGGUAUUGCUGUUUUGAAUUCUAAUUAUAAAGUUUUCAUAGUUAACAGCCUGAAGGAUAUUAAAACUAGACAACUUAGUGAUAUACCUAAAUCGGCUAGUGAACCAACAUGUUGGGAAGUUGUAUCUGAAGAAUCUUCAACUGAGGUAUUUCUAGCCAGAGAUAAAGAGCUGUACAGAUUAAAACAAGAUGAACAACACACAAGUGCAAUGCUUCAGCCAGAUAUAUCAAACCCUUACACAGCCAUUUUAGAAAUGGCUGUUUCAUUAAACGCACGCCAUAUCUGUUUCUUUACUAAUUCUGGUUACUUAUGGCUUGGUUCAACCGAUUUGAGAAAUAAAUACCAUGAGUUUGAAACAGGAACCAUUCAUAGACCGAAACAAUUAGUCUGGUGUGGUAAUGAGGCUGUUGUAACUUACUGGGAAAGAGACCACAGAGUUUUAAUUGUCGGAAAAAACGGUUUGACUCACCAGUUCUAUUACGAUAGUGCCAUUCAUAUCGUAUCUGAGAUCGACGGUAUCAGGAUAAUAUCUAGCGCCCACCAUGAGCUGCUUCAGAAAGUACCCGAUGUCCUUCAAAAGAUUUUCAGAAUAAACAGUAUAGAACCUGGAAGUUUUCUGUUAGAAGCAUCCAAACAAUUCCAGAAAAGGAGCCAUAAAGCUAACGAGUAUAUAUCCUUGGUGAAAAAAGAUUUGGAAGAAGCUGUGAAUCAAUGUUUGGACGCUGUAGGUUAUGAAUUUAAUACGGAUAUUCAGAAAAUGCUUAUCCGGGCUGCUCAGUUUGGGAAAUGCUUCAUCGCGGACAUUAAUUCAAAUAAAUACGUUAGAAUGUGCCGCUUGUUGAGAGUCUUAAAUGCAAUUCGAGACCCGAAAGUCGGAAUCCCCUUGACAAUAGCUCAAUUGAAAUACAUGAGUUUGAGGGAAACCACCAGCAAAGAUGAUGACGAAUCGUUGAGGAGCCUACUGGAUCGAUUGAUAACAAGAAAUUUGUAUUUUCUUGCUUUGCAAAUAGCUAUCUACCUGAAAAUGUCAAAUAAGGAUGGCAGUAGCUAUAUUCUAGUGCACUGGGCCAAAUAUAAGGUUAGUCAAAAUCAAGUUGAAGAAGAGGCUGUAGCUAGAGAAAUAGGCGAAAAAUUAGGAUAUUCCCCCGGUAUAUCUUACAGAGAGAUUGCAGAAAAAGCUGCCGAGUUUGGAAAGAAAAAACUUGCCAUAAAGCUGUUGGACUACGAAUCAAAGGCCAGUGAGCAAGUGGAGUUGCUUCUAAAAUUAGGUGAGAAUCAACCGGCGCUUCUCAAGGCUAUCGAGAGUGGUGAUACUGAUCUAGUCUACAUGGUGAUUUUGAAGUUAAGAGAAAAAAUGGCCUUAGGUGAUUUCAAGAUGACAAUUCGAAACUUCCCAGUUGCGUUGUCAUUGUACAUCAAAUAUUGCAAGGAAUACAAUACUGCAGCCCUGAGCGAAAUAUAUAUACAAGAAGACGAUUUCUCGUCGCAAGCUUUAAUGUUUAUAUCGGAAAGUCUUGAUGAUAAGAAUUCUCACACAAGAGAUUCGUUGAUAAGUUCAGCCAUGGACGCUUAUAAAAAAGGAAGAAAAGAUUUGUACGCUUCUAUGUGCGAAGAUACUCUCAAAUUAUUAAAGCUUCAAAGGGACUGGGAGGAAAAAUUCAACCUUCGUGGAAAACUAGUCGGAAAAUCCAUACACAGUACUUGCAAGGAGUUGCUGGAACAAAAUGAAAUAAAACUUGCGGAAAAAGUGAAGAAUGACUUCAAGAUUCCCGAUAAAAGAUAUUGGUGGUUGAGGAUAGAAGCACUGGGAAAAAGAGAUGAUUGGACAGAAUUGGAGAAAUUCUCCAAGCUUAAGAAGUCUCCAAUAGGUUACGCGCCAUUCGUUGACGUUUGUUUGACGUAUUCCAACAAAGACGAGGCCGCCAAGUAUUUGCCCAAAGUUGCAGACGAUAUAAAAGUGAAGUACUACCUUAAAGUUGGUUUGCUAGAAGAAGCAGCUGAAAUCGCUUUUCAGCAAAGAGACAUUCCAAGUUUAACGAGCGUUCAGUAUAAAGCCUCGGGUCAGCCUCAACUCUUACAAAAAAUAUCGUCUAUGAUCAACCAAUUAGAUUAUAAGAAUAAAUAAAUUUAUUUCUCUAUAGUAAGAUAUAUUUAUCAUUAUAUUUUUUUUUGUUUAUUGUUAUUAAAUUUUGUUUAUUAAACGCUUUACAUAAGUA
Sitophilus oryzae (rice weevil) is the source of this 2836-nucleotide messenger RNA. It is a transcript of the gene Vps16A, whose product is annotated as vacuolar protein sorting-associated protein 16 homolog. Gene Ontology annotation, cellular component: HOPS complex; lysosomal membrane; endosome. The coding region runs from base 184 to 2745 and encodes 853 amino acids. Lineage: Eukaryota; Metazoa; Arthropoda; Insecta; Coleoptera; Curculionidae. Gene Ontology annotation, molecular function: actin binding. The transcript has 14 exons. The record is from RefSeq and is a predicted model, not a curated record. Gene Ontology annotation, biological process: endosomal transport; vacuole fusion, non-autophagic; intracellular protein transport.